Ochlerotatus camptorhynchus is the source of this 13019-nucleotide messenger RNA. It is a transcript of the gene rg, whose product is annotated as rugose. Lineage: Eukaryota; Metazoa; Arthropoda; Insecta; Diptera; Culicidae. Bases 836 to 10909 code for a protein of 3357 amino acids. Gene Ontology annotation, cellular component: cytosol; membrane. The record is from RefSeq and is a predicted model, not a curated record. The transcript has 24 exons. Gene Ontology annotation, molecular function: protein kinase binding. Gene Ontology annotation, biological process: intracellular protein localization.
ACGGGAAAAAGCGAAAAUCGAUGAUUUUGCUCGCGUCGAUUCACUGCUACGGACUACACAAUCGGAGGUGUCUUUUCGGUGUCCGUUUUUCUAAUCGGGAUUUUCGCGAAGAAAAAGCCACCAAUUUCAAAUUGGUUUUGUGUUUCGGGCUGAUUGUGCGGAAAGUAGUGCAAGUGCGUAUUGUUGGUUGAUGUUCAAUUUGCCGUGGGGUCGUGGGAGUUGAAGAAGGAAAAAAUAAAGCUGGGCAAACAAUCCAGCAGCAGUCGCUGCGGCUCCCCAGAGGUGCGGAUUGCUGAAAGAAGCUGAGAUUUCCGAAGAAGAGGAGCCCCACGAGUCAGUCGAUCGUGUGCGUGUGUGUGUGUGUGUGAGCAUGUGAAAAAAUGUGAAUCAUUUUCUUGUGGUGCCGAAGAGAAGAGUUUUUCCAGCAGUUUUCCUGAAGAAAUUCCGCCGCGAAGGGUUUCCUUCCGUAAUGGGAAAGGAGGUAGUUGUUCUGGCAAGUGAAAAGUGCUAGGGCGCUCCGUACCCGAUUCCCGGAGCUGCGCCCUCCCCCCAGAGUGGUUCCCCGGGGAGGAAGAAGAGUGUGUGUUGUCGUUGUUUUUUGUUCCGGUUGGAUUGGAGAAAAAAUAAAACAGAGGAAGGUAGUUCCUCGGCGGAGUUUGCAAACCCCACUUGAGGUAGUGAUCAGUAAUUUUCCCCUGAAUGGAAGAAAAUUUCCUGUGUUUACAUGAGUGAAAUCCGCUGCUAGUCGGACGGAAAGUGAUAGAAGAAGAAGAUAUACAUUUCAGCUUUCGGCAUUAGCAAGGAAGUGCUGGAUCCAGCGAGGCUGGCAGGCAGAAUGGCGGCGGACCUGACGAGGCCGCCCUUCAGCGAAAUCAAGCGGCCCGAGGAAGUGGUGAAAAUGUCGAUGACGGACAAUCUCAAGUUCGCCGUCCUGAUCGGGCUGAUCGAGGUCGGACAGGUCUCGAACCGGGAGGUGGUCAACACCGUGCUGCACCUGCUCGUCGGCGGCGAGUUCGACAUGGAGCUGAACUUUGUCGUCCAGGACGCCCAGAACGUGAAACACAUGCUGGAACUGUUGGACCACUGCCCGGCCAACCUACAGGCCGAAGUGUGGAGCGUCUUCAUCGCCAUCCUCAAGAAGAGCGUCCGCAAUCUGCAGGCCUGCACCGAAAUCGGCCUGAUCGAACAUGUCCUGGCGAGGCUGCAGCGGGCCGAGCCCAUCGUUGCCGAUUUGCUCAUCGAGAUGCUCGGGGUGCUGGCCAGCUACAGUAUCACAGUCAAAGAGCUGAAGCUGCUGUUCGGCGCGAUGAAGGCCAUCAACGGCAAGUGGCCCCGGCAUUCGGCCAAACUGCUGAAUGUGCUCAAGCAGAUGCCGCACCGGAACGGGCCGGAUGUGUUCUUCAGCUUCCCCGGGCGGAAGGGAUCGGCAGUGGUGCUCCCGCCACUGGCGAAAUGGCCUUACGAGAAUGGAUUCACCUUCACCACUUGGUUCCGGUUGGAUCCCAUCAACUCAGUCAAUAUCGAACGCGAGAAGCCCUAUCUGUAUUGCUUCAAAACGUCCAAGGGCGUCGGCUAUACGGCCCACUUCGUCGGCAACUGCCUCGUGCUGACGUCGAUGAAGGUCAAGGGCAAGGGUUUCCAGCACUGCGUCAAGUACGAGUUUCAACCGCGCAAGUGGUACAUGAUCGCCAUCGUGUACAUCUACAACCGCUGGACCAAGAGUGAGAUCAAGUGCCUGGUCAACGGUCAGCUCGCCUCCAGCACCGAGAUGGCCUGGUUCGUUUCGACGAAUGAUCCCUUCGACAAGUGCUACAUCGGUGCCACGCCGGAACUGGACGAAGAGCGGGUAUUCUGCGGCCAAAUGGCCGCCAUCUACCUGUUCAGCGAAGCCCUGACGACGCAGCAAAUCUGCGCCAUGCACCGGCUAGGUCCCGGCUAUAAGUCCCAGUUCCGGUUCGACAACGAGUGCUACCUAAACCUGCCGGACAACCACAAGCGGGUGAGUUUCGAGCCGGCCGCGAUCGGAGGAGGCGGCGGCGCUGGUGGCGGUUCGUCCGCCGUAGCGUCUACCGCCCUAUCGUCCCUCUCGCCGACGCCACCGGCUCCGAUCGAAUCCAACAUCCAUCGGAAUUUGGUGGCCUCCGCCGCCGCCGCCACCGCUAGCGGUAGUAGUGGUAAUGGGGCUAGUGCAGGCAGCGCUGCUGGAAUUGCCGGUUCCAGCGGAUUGGUUGCCGGAGGCGGAGGUGGCAGCGGCGGCGUCGUUUUGCUAGAUGCUUCCGGCGAACCGUUUGAGUUUGGCUCCGUCCUCUACGACGGAAAGCUGUCCAGUGCAAUCGUAUUCAUGUACAAUCCCGUCGCAACCGAUGGCCAACUGUGUCUACAAUCAGCCCCCAAGGGCAAUCUGUCCUUCUUUGUGCAUACGCCCCAUUCGCUCAUGCUGCAGGACGUGAAAGCAGUGGUCACCCAUUCGAUUCACUGUACGCUCAAUUCGAUCGGUGGAAUUCAAGUCCUGUUUCCGCUGUUCUCCCAGCUCGACAUGCCCUACGAGGGCACCGACGUCAAAAAGGAUCCAACGCUUUGUGCCAAGCUGCUUGGGUUCAUCUGCGAACUGGUCGAGAGCUCGCAGACCGUUCAACAGCACAUGAUUCAGAACCGUGGAUUCCUGGUGAUUUCCUUCAUGCUACAACGCUCGUCCCGGGAUCAUCUGACCUCGGAGGUGCUCGGAUCGUUCCUCAGCCUGACCAAGUAUCUGGUGACCUGCCUGUCCGCCAACUCGGACCUCCUGCUGAAACAGCUCUUCUGUUUCUCUUUCCUCACCUGGCAGCUGCUGGACCACGUGCUGUUCAACCCGUCGCUCUGGAUCUACACCCCGGCCACGGUUCAGGCCCGGCUCUAUGCCUACCUGGCGACGGAGUUCCUCUCGGACACCCAGAUCUACAGCAACGUCCGGCGGGUCAGCACCGUCCUGCAGACGGUCCACACCCUCAAGUUCUACUACUGGGUCGUCAAUCCCCGGGCCAAGUCCGGCAUCACGCCGAAAGGCCUGGACGGCCCACGACCGGCCCAGAAGGAUAUCCUAGCCAUUAGGGCUUACAUACUGCUGUUCCUGAAGCAGCUCAUCAUGAUCGGAAACGGUGUCAAGGAUGACGAACUGCAGAGCAUCCUGAACUACCUGAUGACGAUGCACGAGGACGAAAACCUGCACGACGUCCUGCAGAUGCUGAUAUCGCUCAUGUCCGAGCACCCCAGCUCGAUGGUUCCGGCCUUCGAUGUCAAGCACGGCGUCCGGACAAUCUUCAAACUGCUGGCCGCCGAAAGUCAGCUGAUACGGCUCCAAGCGCUCAAGCUACUCGGGUUCUUCCUAUCCCGCAGUACGCACAAACGCAAGUACGACGUCAUGUCCCCGCAUAACCUCUACACCCUGCUAGCGGAGCGGCUCCUCCUGUACGAGGAAUCCCUCUCGCUGCCGACCUACAACGUCCUGUACGAGAUCAUGACCGAGCACAUCUCCCAGCAAAUCCUCUACGCCAAGCACCCGGAACCGGAAAGUCACUACCGCCUGGAGAACCCCAUGAUCCUCAAGGUGGUCGCCACCCUAAUCCGCCAGUCCAAGCAGAGCGAACAGCUUCUGGAAGUCAAGAAGCUGUUCCUCUCCGACAUGACCCUUCUGUGCAACAACAAUCGCGAGAACCGGCGAACCGUGCUGCAGAUGAGCGUCUGGCAGGAGUGGCUCAUCGCCAUGGCGUACAUCCACCCGAAGAACUCCGAAGAACAGAAGCUGUCCGAUAUGGUCUAUUCCCUAUUCCGGAUGCUGCUGCAUCACGCGAUCAAGUACGAAUACGGUGGCUGGCGGGUGUGGGUCGAUACGCUUGCGAUCGUCCACUCGAAGGUGUCGUACGAGGAGUUCAAGCUGCAGUUCGCCCAGAUGUACGAACACUACGAGAAGCAUCGGACGGACAACAUUACGGAUCCGGCACUGCGGCAACAGCGACCAAUCAGCACAAUCAGCGGUUGGGAGCGUGGAGCCGGUGGAGAUCGAGGCGGAGGAGGAGACGACGGAGGAGGGCCGGUUAAAGGUGAAGUAGCGGCUCUGGAAGGGACGAAGAAGUGUAUCUGCGAACCAGGAGAGGUAGAAGAAGGAGUGAAAGGUAAGGCUAGGGAAGUGUUGGAAAACGGCGAUGAAGAGGAAGAUGAAGAGGAGGAGGAAGAAGAAGAGGAAGAGGAGAUGGAGGAAGAGCAGGGCGAAGAGGAGAUGGAGGAAGAAGAGGAGGAGCUAUCGCAAAGCGAGAUGAAGAAGGCAUUGGAGAUCGGUUCGCUCAAGGACAGUCAAAGCGUGUCGGAGCAGGUGGUGGAGAACAUAGUGGAAGAGAUCAUUAGCAAAUCAGAGAGCAUGCUGAAAGAAACCGAACAGCUGCAGCAGUCUAGCGCAGAACAGACGACUUCGUCUCCAGUGAUCAAGGACGAAGAAAUCGAACUGGCAGUGAACGAAGUGGUUCAGGGAGUUUUGUCACUGAAAACUUCCAGUGCAACGCCGACGACGACGACGGCAGGAGAAGAUGCGUUGAAUAACAACAACGGCAGCAGUACCGACGAUGUCAUGCAGAAGACUGAUAGCGUAGCAUCAAGUGCAAUAACUAGUGUUAAUAGCAACAAUUUAAACAAUAAUAAUCUAAGUAGCAAUAGCGGUGAAGAAGAAGAGGAGGAGCACGAUACCGACGACGGUCAAGAAGCACCGAGUGAAGAGCAGGUCAAAGCCAUGAUCUCCAAUAUUGUGAACGAAAUGGUGGACAACAGUCUGAAAGCAGACAGCACGACGGACGCCAAUGAAAACCACGUCUCUUCGGACGUGACGAUGGAGCAGAGUGAAAUUGAAGCUCAAGUCAAGGAGGUCGUCGAGUCCAUCAUCACCGAUGCGGUUCUGAAGGCCGAACAGAUUUCCACCCCGGAGCCGGAUCAGGAACCGGAACAGAUGAGUACCGAGUCUAGUCCGGAGAAGGAGGGCCUCCGUACCGUGAAUGUCGGUACGGUUUCGGCGGAAAUCGCCCGGAACGAAGCCUGCGCAGACAUCAAAGAAGAACUCGAAGAGGAUGAACCGGAAGAUGAUGAAGAGGACGAAGACAGUGAAGUGCCGGACACUCCGGUCACCGUCGCAACCGUGAUAAUGAACGACGCAGUUACCCAAAGCGCAAGUCAGUCGUCCGCAGUUCCGACGAUUACCAAGAAGACAGCAGUCAACGCCUCAACCAGUACGGCUAACGAUUCUCCUCCGGCACACUACGGAACCAACGCGGGAGGCUCCACCAAGCAGCAACGCUCCAAAUCCGCCUCAACCCGUCCAAUGUUCUCGCCGGGACCUACCCGGCCUCCCUUCCGGAUCCCCGAGUUCAAGUGGUCCUACAUCCACCAGCGACUCCUCUCGGACGUCCUCUUCUCGCUCGAGACCGACAUCCAAGUGUGGCGUUCGCACUCGACCAAGAGUGUUCUGGAUUUCGUCAACUCUGCCGAAAAUGCAAUCUUCGUGGUGAACACGGUUCACCUGAUCUCGCAACUCGCUGACAAUCUGAUCAUUGCCUGCGGCGGACUCCUGCCGCUACUCGCCAGCGCCACGUCUCCCAAUUCCGAAUUGGAUGUUCUGGAACCGACGCAGGGCAUGCCACUGGACGUGGCCGUAUCAUUCCUGCAGCGUCUGGUCAACAUGGCCGACGUCCUCAUCUUUGCCAGCAGCCUAAACUUUGGCGAACUGGAAGCCGAGAAGAACAUGUCCAGCGGAGGCAUCCUCCGUCAGUGUCUCCGGUUGGUGUGUACAUGUGCCGUCCGGAACUGCCUCGAGUGCAAGGAACGAACCCGGGGUCUCUACAAUGGAAUGUCCCUCAAGGACAUUCCCGGCGGAGCGCACCUGCAAGCCCUAAUCCGCGGAGCGCAAACCACCUCCAAGACAAUCAUCGAAUCCCUGUCCGGCCCGAUGAGUCCGGUCAAAGAUCCAGAGAAGCUACUCCAGGACAUGGACAUCAACCGGCUGCGGGCGGUCAUCUAUCGGGAUGUGAAACGUCUGUUCCAGGAGGAGACCAAACAGGCCCAGUUCCUCUCGCUGGCCAUCGUCUACUUCAUCUCGGUCCUGAUGGUGUCCAAGUACCGGGACAUCCUGGAACCGCCGCCGGAGCUUCAGAUCCACCGGAACUCGUCGCCGGUCAUGCAACGGCAAACUCCAACCCAAGAUCCGAGCAAUCGUCCACUGUUCCCGCAAUGGUCGCACCACGUCUAUCCACAGUUCCUACCGGGUUCGCAUCCGAACCACCAAUCGGCGAUGAGCGCACCUUCGUCAUCGUCCGCCGCAUCGUCGUCUCUGGUGGCCACUGCAGCGGCCGCAGCUGCUGCCGCCGCCGCUGCCUCUGGCCAAGCCCCGCAACUGAUGAGCUCCUCCUCUUCGGCAGUGCUCGGUGGUGGUGGUAGUAGUGGAGGAGGCGGACCGAUUCCGCACGCGGCCAACCUGCAGAUGAUGCACCACGGAAGCAACAAUACGAUCACAUCGUCGUCCUCCCAGACGACCUCGUCGUCGUCGUCUUCGGUCGGUAUGAUGAACGGUAGCAACAAUAACAACAACAACAACAACAAUGGCGGUCUGUCAGGACCUACUCUGAAUGGACCCAUGGUGGCCUACAAUGGUAAUGGUAACAGCAAUGGUUAUCCGAGCGAUAUGGUCAAUUGCUAUACGGGAGUCACCGGGCAUCAUCAUCAUCAGCAACAACAGGCGCAACAUAACCUCACCAAUAACAAUUCGUUGACGGCACUCAACUCCGGUGCCGGUCCGUAUGGGCAGGCCCAUCUGCGUGGCCGAACCGGUGGCCUCAACAACGGUCUCGUUGGUCAUCCAGCCGGAGGCAAACUUGGGAAAGGACUCAAUAACGGUGAUAACCAUAUCUAUCAUUGUAACGGUAUGACAGGUAACCGCUCGCUCCAGGAUGGCGACUACGAGGUGAUCGUGGUGGACGAGAACAACUCGUCGGUGAUAGCGGACAAUGAUUCGCACUCGAGUGGGCCGCUGUCGAUCAAGGCCACAACCUCUCGCCGGGCAUCAUCGGUUUAUGGUACUCCAACUUCACCCAGGAGCUUUGACAGUAACGAUAACGGUAACAACAACAACAACGGCAACAACACUCCCACUAACACAAGGUAUCCGGCAACUACUACCACAAUUACUACCACUAGCAUAAGUACGUUCCAAGAUCAGCCUCUUUCGCCGGCGAAACCACAACCACCACCGUCCACAUUACAGCAGCAGAAACAGACGAAGAGCGUCGAUUCGGAUGCCGCGUCGCUGAACCUCAACUCUACGGAGAACGACGCCCCGGAGGUGGAAACCUCCAGCGAGAUCAUGGCCGACGACAACAAACCGACCAACUCGAACGACGAAAGCUGGACCGAUGUCAAUCUGAACGACGAAGGCCCUACGGAAAGCUCGAUCGUGCCACCCGGCGGCAAGUCGUCGCUGAUGCGUGGUGUGACGUCCGACAUCUCCGGUCAAACCAACGCCGGCGGGCAACUGUCCGGUAACCAUUCCAACAAACUCGAAUCCGACAUUUCGGUGGUUCGCGUCCCGGAUAACUACCAAUCGUCGGUGGCGGCAGCACGUGGGCGUCCGGAGGAUCUGAACCUCAAGGCGCCCUUCGUGGGACAGAUCCCGAUGGCGAUCCCCUCGAGGGAAGCCAGCCUGACCCAGAAGCUCGAGAUCGCACUGGGGCCGGUUUGCCCACUGCUGCGUGAAAUAAUGGUAGACUUUGCACCAUUCCUCUCCAAGACCCUGGUCGGAUCACACGGACAGGAGCUGCUCAUGGAAGGCAAGGGACUAACCACCUUCAAGAACAGCCACUCGGUUGUCGAACUGGUCAUGUUGCUGUGCUCGCAAGAAUGGCAGAACAGUCUGCAGAAGCACGCUGGACUGGCAUUCAUCGAGUUGAUCAACGAAGGCCGACUGCUGUCGCAUGCGAUGAAGGACCACAUCGUCCGAGUUGCCAACGAGGCGGAGUUCAUCCUGAACCGAAUGCGAGCCGAUGACGUGCUGAAGCAUGCGGACUUUGAAUCGCAGUGCGCCCAAACACUGCUGGAACGACGCGAGGAAGAGCGAAUGUGUGAUCAUCUGAUCACGGCUGCCCGAAGGCGGGACAACGUGAUCGCCAGCAGACUGCUGGAAAAAGUUAGGAACAUUAUGGGCAACCGGCACGGUGCCUGGGGCGACAGCAGUGGAGCCUACCAGAAACAGAUCUUCUGGAAACUGGACGCCUGGGAAGAUGACGCCAGACGAAGGAAACGAAUGGUUCAGAAUCCUCGAGGAUCAACUCAUCCACAGGCUACGCUGAAGGCAUCUCUGGAGAACGGCGGAAACGAAGAAACUCGGGAAGCGACCCGGGAUGAAAUCUACUCGCAGAUUGCGGUGCCACGGUCGCAACAACCCGACCUGCUGGACGAUUCGGAGCUCUUGAUCGAAGAUCGCGAGCUGGACCUAGACCUUACCGGUCCGGUCAAUAUCAGCACCAAGGCGAAGCUGAUUGCCCCUGGUCUGGUAGCACCCGGAACGAUGUCAAUUACCUCGACGGAAAUGUACUUUGAAGUGGACGAGGAAAACCCCGAGUUCCAAGGCAUUGAUCAGGAGGUCCUGAAAUACUGUGAUCAUCUACACGGCAAGUGGUAUUUCUCCGAGAUCCGGGCGAUCUUCUCCCGUCGAUACCUGCUGCAAAACGUAGCGCUGGAGAUUUUCCUUGCCAGCAGAACGUCGAUCCUGUUUGCCUUCCCCGACCAGCAUACGGUCAAGAAGGUGAUCAAGGCUUUGCCACGCGUUGGAGUCGGAAUCAAGUACGGCAUUCCGCAGACCCGUCGAGCCUCGAUGAUGUCCCCCCGGCAGCUGAUGCGGAAUUCCAACAUGACGCAAAAGUGGCAACGCCGUGAAAUAUCCAACUUUGAGUAUUUGAUGUUCCUGAACACGAUCGCCGGUCGGACCUACAACGACCUGAACCAGUACCCGGUGUUCCCAUGGGUCCUCACCAACUACGAAUCUCGGGAGCUGGAUCUCAGCCAACCAUCCAACUACCGAGAUCUGUCGAAACCGAUCGGAGCUUUGAAUCCUUCCCGAAGAGAGUACUUCGAAGAACGAUACGAGAGCUGGGAUACCCCAGGCAUUCCUCCGUUCCACUACGGUACUCACUAUUCCACGUCGGCGUUCGUGCUGAAUUGGCUGAUUCGGAUGGAACCCUUCACCACAAUGUUCCUAGCGCUACAGGGCGGUAAAUUCGAUCACCCCGAUCGACUGUUCUCCUCGAUCGCCCUGUCCUGGAAGAACUGCCAACGGGACACCUCGGACGUCAAGGAACUCAUCCCGGAGUGGUACUUCCUGCCGGAGAUGUUCUACAACUCCUCCGACUACCGCCUAGGUCAGCGGGAAGACGGCACCCUCGUCAGUGACAUCGAGCUGCCUCCGUGGGCAAAGACUCCGGAAGAAUUCGUCCGCAUUAACCGGAUGGCUCUGGAAUCGGAGUUCGUUUCCUGUCAAUUACACCAGUGGAUCGAUCUGAUCUUCGGCUACAAACAACGCGGACCGGAAGCGAUGCGUGCCACCAACGUAUUCUACUACCUAACCUACGAGGGUAGCGUCGACCUGGACACGAUCACGGAUUCGGUCACACGCGAAGCGAUCGAGAAUCAGAUUAGGAACUUCGGUCAAACACCUAGUCUGUUGCUGAUGGAACCCCACCCGCCGCGGAGUUCGGCCAUGCACCUGUCGCCGAUGAUGUUCAACACCAUGCCGGACGAUGUGUGCAUGUCGCUCAAGUUCCACCUGAACUCGCCGAUCAUCCACAUAUCGGCCAACACGUACCCUCAGCUGCCACUGCCUUCGGUUGUGACCGUCACGGCUGGCCAUCAAUUCGCGGUCAACCGUUGGAACUGCCAGUACACCGCCAGCAUCCAGAGCCCGAGCUACGCCGAGUCGUCGCAGAAUGUGAACGCCAAUCUGCCGCUCACGAUGGAUCCUCUGCUCUCACAAAUCAACGGCCACAACAGCAACAGUCAACAGCAGAACCGUCGCCAUCUGGGCGAUAACUUCAGUCAGAAGCUGCGCAUCAAAUCCAACUGCUAUGUCACCACCGUCGACAGUCGAUUCCUAAUUGCGUGCGGAUUUUGGGACAACAGUUUCCGGGUAUUUUCGACCGAGACGGCCAAAAUCGUGCAGAUUAUCUUCGGGCACUUUGACGUGGUGACUUGCCUGUCCCGGUCGGAGUGUAACAUUACCUCCGAUUGCUACAUUGCGUCCGGAUCGGCCGAUUGUACGAUUCUCCUGUGGCACUGGAAUGCCCGAACGCAGAGCAUCGUCGGAGAAGGGGAGAUUCCGACCCCUCGGGCAACUUUGACCGGACACGAAACGUCGGUGACAUCGGUUGUGAUCAGCGCUGAACUCGGUUUGGUCGUUUCCGGAUCGAUAAACGGACCGGUGUUGGUGCAUACCACAUUCGGAGACCUGCUUCGCUCGCUGGAAGCGCCAACGGAUUUCAUUUCACCGGAGAACAUCACCCUCUCGCGGGAGGGUUUCAUCGUGGUGAACUACGACGAGGGCAACGUGGCUGCAUACACCAUCAACGGUAAACUGCUGAGACACGAGUCCCACAACGAUAACCUUCAGUGCAUGCUGCUGUCACGGGACGGGGAAUACCUGAUGACCGCCGGCAACAAGGGAAUCGUGGAGGUUUGGCGGACGUUCAACCUGGCUCCGCUAUAUGCAUUCCCAGCGUGCAACAGUGGAAUUCGAUCGCUGGCGCUGACCCACGAUCAGAAAUACCUCCUGGCGGGUCUGGCCACGGGUUCGAUCAUCGUGUUCCACAUCGAUUUCAACCGUUGGCAUCACGAGUAUCAGCAGCGCUAUUGAAACUCGUCUCUCCGGUAUGUCUCGAUAACGAGCCAAGGUGAAGCAGAACUGCAAUACCAUCAUCAACAACAACAACAACAACACCGAACUCGACCGCAUUCGAACCGGUAUUCCGGUGGAAACAGCGAUAGCGAUCGUGAAUCGCUGGUCGUCGUGUUCUGAAUGACAGACACACCCACACCCAACCACAACCACACAAAUGAGGCCAAAUUAUUGACUUAUAAUUGGAAAUACGAGAAAGAAAAGGUAAGCAAUUGUUACUUAUUGUCUAAUGAGCGAGGGGGGAAGAGUGACGUUACGCUUUCAAGUGCGUAGCAUAGAUUUAGGGGACGAAAAGCUUUUAACGGUUCAAACUUUAACAAGCAAAAUGUGUUGCAAAGCUUCAAAUUAUGAGAGUAAAAAAAUGCAAAGCAGACAACCUUAAAAACUAACUGUUUAGAUGUAAGCGGAAAUCUUCUUUACCGACGCAAAAACAACACUUGCAAAGAGAAAAGUGUUAAAACAAUGCCAAAUUUGAUGUAUUCACAACACAAGAAAGACACAGGAUAACAAAUUCUUUUAAUCACAUGAACUCAAACCGGUAUGGGAGGAGGAGAAGGAGAAAGGUUUGGAAUUCACCAUACUUUUAAAAUGAACUAAUAAUAAUAAUAAAAACAACCGACACGGAGAAAGCGGAAUGGUGCGAAAUGUAUGCCAAAUGUAAAUUUAAACAAAAAUCAGAAAAUUUUAGAGCAACUAACGCUGCGGAAGAAGCCAACGAAAGCUGGCGAUGGGGAGCAUGUUUUAAGCAGAAAAUGAUGUGAAUUAAAAUAAAAAAUCUUCUGAGGUUAUCCGUCCGCAAAUAUUUACAUAAACCUUGAAACACAAGAGAGUAAUCAAGCACUAGACCGCAGCACUUUUUAAAUGCCACUCCUGGAACGCUAAUUUUUGCAUUACUACUUAACCAGAACAACAACACAGAUACACACACACACACACACACACACACACACACACACACACACUGCAGUGACAGUGGUCAAAAGCGACGAAACUUAGUAUACAUACUUAGAGGAAAGGAGAGCGGAAAGUAAAAACAUUAAUAUAAACUAUUCACGUGCCAAGCAUUUUUUGAAAAAAUCCUGCCCAGAUUUAAAUAACAAAACAAGUAACGAUCGUAAAACAAGAAAACAAAUCCACACAGAGUGUUUAGAGAGCUUUGGCUUACUUUCUUCUGUUUUUGUGGGGCGACGACAAGUGACAGUUCUCUAACGCUCACAUUGCAACACUGCUAAGAAAAGAAAACACACACACACACACAAAUGGACGGAACAACUGGCAACACUGAAAAAGAAAACGUAGAGGAGAAAGUAAACAACCCAAUGAGAGUGCGUAAUUUUCCGUCCAAAUAGCUUGCUUUUUGUUCUAAGUGUAACACGCGCACCGCCGCACAUCCGAAGAGAUACAUACCCACACAUACACACGCGCGCUCACGCGUUCUUUUUCGUCAGUCACGGAUAAUGUAGGAACACGACGUAAACACCAUGUUCGUUUACAUUUCUGUUGUUUUAUAUUGGAAAAGAGGAAGCCAAGCGUGAGCCGUUCGUGGUUCAUUUUUGAUUUUCGCUUACGAAUAGUACGGGAAUGGGAAUCCACCGCCUUUUUUUGUGAUCGUGCACGGUGCACGGGGAAAGAGUUGAGGAUUUCCAACACUGGCUCAGUUGGAAAACUGAAAGCCAUAAGUUAUGAUCAUAUUUUUUGCGCUUUGUACUUAACGGAAAACAGAGACUAGUCCUUACGGAGAAGACACAAACAACGUAUUAUCGAGAAUCAGAUUUCGUCCAAAAUUCCCCGUUUUCUAAGCACAUUCCUGUGUCAAAAAAGAUAUGUUGCUCAUUCCACCUUAAGUGUUAUUUUUAGAGUAAACAAUAUUCGACGUAGACUGAUACGAAAAAACAAGACAGGAAUCUUUCCCGAACCAUUCCGUUGUUGAUAGUGAGAGUGAAUUAAGAUUUUUUCUAAAGACAAGUACUUAAUUUACACCUUUUUCCCCCCACUACUUUUAAGUCACCAGUUUUAGUCCCUAAGUUGGUGUUGGUGUAACUUUAAUCCUUUGUAGAUUAGAAGCAAA